AAUGACGGUUGCUCCGUGGAGGUCGCGCCCUUAUCCGGCCGUCCAUCGGCGAUAAAGCCGGGACGCGGGCGCCUGCCUAAAACAGCAACGUACUAAACGCCGCCGGCACGGCCCCACCGGUUCAGCUGAGUAGAUCACCACCUGUGCAUCGUUCAUCGCUCACUCACUUCCCCCGCGGCGCCGAGCGACCGGCGCGGAAAUGGCGGAGGCGGAGGAGUGGGAGAGGCAGAAGAGGGGGAGGAGGAGGAGGCGGCGGCGGGGCAGGAGGGAGAGCGACGGCAGCGACCCCGUGGAGGUGCUCGGGGAGGAGGUGAUGGGGCUGGUGAUGGAGCUCCUGGACGCGCGCAGCGUCGCGCGAUGCACGGCGGUCUCCCGCGCCUGGUUCGGGGUCGCCGCCGACAACCGCCUCUGGGCACCCAAGUGUGCUGAACUGAUGGUCGGAAAGGCGCAUAUUCCUCGUCUGACAAUGAUCUGUACUGCAUCAAAGUUGUCUACCUAUUCAAUGGCCAUCAUGGAUGGCAAACGGAAUCGGAUCACAAAAGAGGAUCUCUGUGAUCAUGCAUGGGAAUAUCGUUUCACUAUUGCAGCACCAGAGUACUGGAGGAAUCUCGAUCCGUCCUGGAAGCGCACUGGUCCACCCAUGCGACGAUACUUCCACCAUGAUGGUUACCACAGUGCAGACCCUCAUGACGCUGUCCGGGGUGGCCAUGAGUGUGAGUACACGAUCAUAACAAGCUUUGUCGGUGAUGGAAGAAUCAGAGAUCAUUAUGUGAGGAUCAACCGGUGGCCACCGAUGAAAGUGUCGAGAAAGGAAGAUUGGAGCUGGGAGCUAUCCAACCACCUCUACCGCUACAACAGCAUCCCUGAUGCUGAAAAGGAAGGAUGUACAGGUCCGCUCUUCCCGGUUUGGUGAGUUCACUUCUAUGGUAGCAGAUCAGUCCGUCUGCGGUGUGAUCCUGCAAUCUUCUGGUCGUCAAAAUCAAGCCUUGAUCUUCCAUCUCGUUGAAUGUUGCAGCAGGAGACUUUGUUUUGCAGCAAUUAAUGAGCUAUGAACUUUUGUGGAUGUACUUAGUUCUUUUAGAGAGAAUGGAUAACUUAGCUAAGCUCAGGUGUGUGAGCUACUCCCUCCGUAAACUAAAGUAGUGAUCUAAACGCUCUUAUAUUAGUUUACGGAGGGAGUAAUAUGUAUGAUAGUACAGUAGUUGCAGCUAGCCUAUGAUGAUACUAUGUGUUCGUCUCGGUAGUUUGAUCUUUUGUCACGUAGUAUGUGAUCUGUAAAAUACCCUGAACUACUAGAAAUGGUAUGUGUGUGUAAACCUUCUUUGA
Triticum aestivum (bread wheat) is the source of this 1326-nucleotide messenger RNA. RefSeq lists its product as uncharacterized. The coding region runs from base 200 to 913 and encodes 237 amino acids. Gene Ontology annotation, molecular function: protein binding. The transcript has 4 exons. The record is from RefSeq and is a predicted model, not a curated record. NCBI's taxonomy places the organism in Eukaryota, Viridiplantae, Streptophyta, Magnoliopsida, Poales, Poaceae.